AUGUCGCGCGCAAAUCAGUGGUUUGUGCCUGGCGAAGGCAUCGCCAGAGAAGUAAUCACGGCCGACAUCCAGCGCUACCUGGGCCCAGACGCCCUCGUCAGGCCAGGCACAGGCACCGGAGAAUACCAGGGCCAGCCAGGCUACUGGAUAACAGCUUACCGCACUCUCACAUCGCAAAUGAUUCAGGACUUGAAAAUGGAUUCACAACGUUGGCAACAGGAGAGACAGCCAGGAGAAACGGGCCGCGGAGUAGCUUAUCAAGACUCUCGCACACAUGCUGCCCGCCAGCAUUGGGGUCCCACAAAACCCUAUGACCACGGCUCGUCGCAUGCCUCGGCUGAUCCCUACGACCAGCCCCGCGCCUCGACAUCAUCAAGGACCCCGGCCUACGGCUCUGCCAGCUACUCCGGUAGUGACCCUCACUACACCACAACGCCCACAUCCACCUACGGAAGCUCACACCCAGGCUACCAGCCUUCGCCCGCAGCUGCCGCCCCCAGGACUUCGCCCGCGGACCCCUACUCGGCCUACCCGCAGCCCGGAGGAGGACGGGACUACCCUGCCCAAUCGCCCUAUGCCUCAUAUCCUGCCCCAACGCCCGACCCCUACGGACGACAGGCGCCAUCCCAGUCCGCUCCAUACACUGCCUCAAGGUAUUUUGGUUACUAUGACGAGCCCUUUGUGGUCUAUCGCUAA
Exserohilum turcica Et28A is the source of this 696-nucleotide messenger RNA. RefSeq lists its product as uncharacterized. The coding region runs from base 1 to 696 and encodes 231 amino acids. Lineage: Eukaryota; Fungi; Ascomycota; Dothideomycetes; Pleosporales; Pleosporaceae. The record is from RefSeq and is a predicted model, not a curated record. The transcript has 4 exons.